Aplosporella prunicola CBS 121167 is the source of this 796-nucleotide messenger RNA. RefSeq lists its product as uncharacterized. The record is from RefSeq and is a predicted model, not a curated record. Bases 245 to 646 code for a protein of 133 amino acids. Lineage: Eukaryota; Fungi; Ascomycota; Dothideomycetes; Botryosphaeriales; Aplosporellaceae. The transcript is spliced from 2 exons.
CAUCAUUCAGAUCCUUUUCUCUCUUCGGCAAUUCCACCUUCCCACCAUUGCACACUGCACAGUCGCGCAAGGCCCCAAGACCUGAGUCAAGAAACGAGCGAUGAUUCAUUUCUUCCGCUACAAGUGCAUUCCCGAGGAUUCGAUGAGAGCCUGCACGAAUUCUGUGGUAGAUCCUGACACUUAUGAGGCGGAGCAUUGAAACAACAAGUUCCAGGAAUGGGACGAAGAUUGGCGUGCCAAGGCCAUGGCCAUGCCCAUGGAGACAACCGCUUUCGCCUCGUGGAAGUGGUUUCCUGCCUUCGUCAGUCACAUCGUCACUUCCUUCGACGGUUUAGCUUUCCUUCAGAAUCUUCGCCGCGAGCUCCUGUUCAUUGGAAGGACGGAUGGACGCCAGGGCCGUUCCUGGAACCAGGCUGAGACGGCUUUCACCGUGUACAAGGACGAGUGGAUGCCGGUCCUGGCGUUGGAUGUCCAGGAGAAAUCCCGGAGAGCCCUUCGCCCGCCCAACGCGUUUUCCGAGGGUGCCGGGAUCGAGUGCCUGCGCACCGAACAUCAACGGUGCGUAGCACUGAGGGAUGCAGUAGCGGCUAUCAACGUUCCAACGCAGGCCGAGAUCGACGCUUUUGAUGGCAACUUCAGGAUUUAGUUUUCCAUCAACGGAAGCUGCUGAUGAAAGUUGCUGAACUCCCUUGCUUCAAAGUCCGGCAGAUUGCGGACAGCUUCCUGUGCAUACCGGAUCAUCUGUGAGCUGAUCGAGAGGUGAAGAUUUUGGCCCCAUGAAGGCCCUGCGACGGAC